Molecule: messenger RNA, 4783 nt
Organism: Xenia sp. Carnegie-2017
Lineage: Eukaryota; Metazoa; Cnidaria; Anthozoa; Malacalcyonacea; Xeniidae
Product: DNA mismatch repair protein Msh6-like
Exons: 37
Coding region: 1184-4609 (1141 amino acids)
Biological process (GO): mismatch repair
Cellular component (GO): nucleus; MutSalpha complex
Molecular function (GO): ATP binding; ATP-dependent DNA damage sensor activity; mismatched DNA binding
Source: RefSeq, a predicted model, not a curated record
CUUUUCAAAGUGUAAAAAGUUUAAAAAUCCGCUGUAACAAAUACUUACAUUGGAUAAGUAUGGAUUUUUGACAGUAUUUCAUGUCUCCCUUAUCUUCCACUUUCAUUUUUUAGUUGACGUUAGAUUGGUCAAUUAUAGCACGUUCAGACUGAUUGCCGGAGUACGAUACCCUGGUUCGGUCAUAAAUCUGCAGGCCCUUCACACUACGUAGUACCCACUAGCUUUGUCUAUUUAUAAUUUCAUGUUUUUCUUUGUAAACAAGUUUUGAAACCAUGCGUUAAAUACGUGCCUCUCUGUACACGUUACUCAGGUGUCGUCGUUCACAUUGAUGCCCUUUCCCGAGCACCGUAUUUGCGUACUACCUCUUUUACUGGUGCCCAGACCUCUGGGCACUUAUACACGGGCACCAUUAAAAUGUUGUGUUCAUAUUGAUGCCCGUGCCUGAGCACCGUUCCAGGAUACUCAGUCUGAACGCACUAUAAUAAACUUUACAAAGGAAAUCGAACAAAUUUUGUAUAUUGAACGAUUCCUGAUAAAACUGUUAAAAGCAACUUUGCUAACAACAAUCCGAUUCUGCGACCUUCUUUUGCCCGCCUCACUUUUCAAACCUCUCCGCGGCCCCUGUUAAUGGGAAAUGUGUCUACGCAUGUGUGCAUUUGAACUAAAGGAAAUUAUAAAAGAAAAUUAUGCUUUUAUGCAUUGAAUGUAUAAUAUAAUUUAAACUGUGUUCAUCUCAUGGUUUAUCUUCGUUUUAUGGUCAUUCUUAUAUUUGUACGCGCUGCGUAUCUAGUCUAGUUCUACUUUUUUUUUGUUCUUUUUUGCGCGAUAAAUUAUUACCGGACCUGGGAUUACGCUCCUAUGUCGUUUCUUUUUUUACCGGAAUUUGGAUGCUUUAAAUUUUCGCGCGAAAUCCCGCGCUACUUGACCGCGGAUAGAAAAUGGCUACUUUAUUACAUUUCUUUAAGAAAAUCCCACCAAAAAUACCUCCCAAUUCUUCUCCAAUUCCGGCAAACAACAAAGAAAAAGUUGAAGGUGAACCUCCAAAAGCAAAACCAAGAUUUGUGAGUCCAAAAUACGGAAAGAAAGGGGAAAUACAGCCGUUGAAAUUAUUGAAAAUGACCAAGAAGAGAUUCUUUCAAGCAAUAAUGGAACUGCCUUGAGAAAAAAUAUAAAUGGUAAACGAAUGAUAUCGGACGGAGAAAGUGACGAUGAUGAAGUUACAGGCAAGAAAUUCAACAGAUGCAGAAAAAAGCGUAAAGCUACAUCCUCUUUUCUGAAGCCAUCUCGUAAAAAGCAAAAAUCUCAACUGCAAUCAGAUGAAGAAGAUGAAGAAUCUGGGGAUGAAUAUCAACCUCCAAAUGAUGCAAGCACAGAUGAAUCAUGCAGUAGUGGUGUUGAUGAAGUUGAUAGUGAUGAAGCUUUGAGUGAAGAGGAAAGUCCAAAAGUUUCAUCCAAGAAAAAGAGGAAAAAAAGUGUAAAAAAGUCCCCCACACAGUCACCCCAAGAUACCCCAAGAACUCCCAAGAGUAUCCUCUCUCCAACAUUGUCAAGUAAGAUUGAAAACAGUGUAGGGAAAGCUGCAACAACCCUGUCAAAGUUUCAAGCAACAUCUUCCCCAUCAUCAGACAAAAGUAGUGGCAAUUUGUCAAUUGUCUAUGCUCAUGAGUCUCUAGAGUGGCUUACUGAAGAAAAGAUCAGAGACAAAGAGGGAAGGAAUUCCAAUGAUCCCGAAUAUGAUUCAAGAACAUUGCAUGUGCCUUCGUCAUAUCUCAAUUCUAAAGAUGUGACACCAGGAUUAAGACAAUGGUGGAAGAUUAAGAUGGAAAAUUUUGAUACUGUGCUUUUCUUUAAAGUAGGAAAGUUUUAUGAGUUGUAUCAUAUGGAUGCUGUUACUGCUGUGAAAGAACUUGGCCUCACUUAUAUGAAGGGAAAGUUUGCCCAUGCUGGAUUUCCAGAAAUUUCUUAUGGUCGUUAUUCAGAUAUAUUAGUACAGAAAGGCUACAAGGUUGCACGUAUUGAGCAAACAGAAACACCUCAAAUGAUGAGUAAACGAACAAAGGGCGAGAAAGUUGUUCGUAGAGAACUUUGUGCAAUUACGUCAAAAGCAACUAAAAUGUUUCGAUUCAAUGAAGGUGACAUAACGGAUGAUGCAGCGGCACAUUUGCUGGCAAUUAAGGAAUCUGGUUUCGACGAGAGUUGUGGAGGGAAAAGUAUUUAUGGCGUUUGUUUCAUUGAUACUUCCAUUGGAAAGUUUCACAUUGGACAAUUUUCUGAUGAUAGGCAAUGCUCGCGUCUUCGAACACUAAUAGCAAGUAAUGUUCCCGCACAGAUUUUGUUCGAACGUGGCUGUAUCACGAAAAAAACUCAAUCUCUUCUUCAACAUGAAUUAGUUUCGACAAUAAAAGAACAACUUUCGCCCGUUACUGAGUUUUGGGAAGCAGCAAAAACAAUCGGAUUCUUACAAGAAAAUGAGUAUUUCUGGGAAGAUGGGCAACAGAAAUGGCCAGAAGCAUUAAAGAAUAUGACCUUAGGUGAUAAUGCUUGUCUAACGGUGUGUGAAGAUUAUGAAUUGGCUUUCUCCGCUUUCGGUGCUUGUAUUUGGUAUCUAAAGAAAUGUUUAAUUGAAAACGAACUCAUUUCAAUGAAAAAAUUCGAGUUCUAUCAACCGUUGGACGAGACAAUCGACCACAGAAAAAGUUCAUCUUUUAUGAAAGGACGAAAGCAUAUGUUGUUAGAUGGUAUAACGCUGACCAAUCUUGACGUCAUACCAAGUGCCGUGCAUACAACACUCGAGGGGACGUUGUUAGAACACGUGGACCAUUGUUGUACUCCCUUUGGAAAACGACUUAUCAAACAAUGGCUUUGUUCCCCUUUAUGCAAUCCCAAAUCGAUAUCUGACAGAUUGGACGCUAUAGAUGACCUCAUGGCAAGACAAACACUUGUAGCUGAAGCCCGGGAAAUGUUGCGUACUCUUCCAGAUCUUGAACGUUUGUUACGGAAAAUUCAUAGUAUGGGUUCAAUCGGUCGGAGUAAAGAUCAUCCUGAUAGUAGGGCCAUCUUUUAUAACGAAAUCACUUACAGUAAAAAGAAAAUCGGCGACUUUUUAUUGACUUUGCAAGGUUUUGAAAACGCAACAAAACUCUGUGUCUUGUUUGAGGAUGACUUGAAAAGUUUAAAAUCGAAACUUCUGAAAAUGACUGUUGGUAUAGAUUCUUCAGGAAAUGGGGGAAUCUUUCCUGAUUAUAAGGACGAGUUGCUUUUCUUCAAUAAAGCGUUUGAUCACACAAAGGCAAAAGACGAGGGGGUUAUCCUCCCCAAACCAGGUGUAGAUGAAGAUUAUGACAAAGCCAUUGCAGACAUGAAGGAGACCAAGCAAAAAUUGAAUGAUUAUUUGGAUCAACAAAAGAGACGUCUUGGAUGCAAGAUAUGUUUUUGGGGAACAGGAAAGAACAGAUAUCAAAUGGAGAUUCCAGAAAAUGCUUUGGCUAAAAAAACUCCUCAGGAAUAUGAACUACAAUCAUCCAAAAAGGGUUUCAAACGUUACUGGUCUCCGGAAAUUGUGCGAUUGAACGAAAUUCUAACUGAAGCGGAGGAGAGAAGGGACGCUUGUCUAAAAGACACCAUGAGAAAAGUGUUCUAUCAGUUCGACACCAGGUACAACGUUUGGGAAAAAGCUGUUCAAUGUCUUGCCGUACUUGACUGCUUAAUAAGUUUAAUGAUGUAUAGUACACAAACCGAAGGAUUGAUGUGCCGACCGGAAGUUGUAUUUAUCGAGAACGAUGAUAAGCCAUUUAUAGAGAUUCGUGACGGCAGACAUCCAUGCGUGGGUAGAACCUUUAGUGGCGGUGACUUCAUUCCUAAUGAUACAGUUAUUGGAUGCCCGGAUCCUAUGGGUAACACAACUGACUGCAGUACAUGUGUAGUUGUAACUGGACCAAAUAUGGGCGGGAAGUCCACGCUGAUGAGACAAGUUGGCCUUAUUGUGAUACUUGCUCAACUGGGUUGUUAUGUUCCUGCAAUGAAGUGUCGCCUUACACCUGUGGAUCGUGUGUUUACUAGACUUGGUGCGCAUGACCGAAUUCUUUCAGGUGAGAGCACGUUUUUCGUGGAACUUAGUGAAACAUCGUGUAUAUUACAUCAUGCAACGAAACAUUCUUUGGUGCUUCUUGAUGAAUUAGGACGUGGCACCGCUACGUAUGAUGGGACAGCAAUUGCAUCAGCAGUUAUCCACAACUUGUCUCAUGAAAUCCAAUGCCGUACCCUCUUUUCAACCCAUUACCACUCAUUGGUGGAGGAUUUUAGUAACGAUCCAUUCGUACAUCUUGGUCAUAUGGCAUGUAUGGUUGAAAACGAUGAUGAUACCGGAGAUCCAAGUCAAGAAACCAUUACUUUUCUCUACAAAUUCGUCCGUGGAGCUUGCCCAAAGAGUUACGGUUUUAAUGCUGCACGGCUGGCUUGUAUUCCUGAAGAGAUUAUCCGUCUAGCAAUAGAUAAAGCAAAAGAGUUUGAAGAAAAUGUUGAAAGAAUUAAGCUGUUCAGGAAAUUGACGUGUGAGAAAAAUAACAAUCUUAGAGAGUUGGUGCCUUUGACGCACAAAAUAUUGAGGUAAUUGGCACAAGAGGACUAUGAAGAUUUCAUCUCUUGUUGUGAGUGUGUAUGUUUGACAAGUAAAUUUUCUUUGAUAAUAUCAGAAAAACGAAAGACGUUUUGUUUUGUUGCUGUAGGUUUAGUAGAAUAUGCAAACCGAAAGAAUUAAAAUUUUGAUACUGUUUCAAACUUAAAA